ACUGACUCGGCGCUGCGGGCUCCACCUCUCGCUCUCCCGGGCCGGCGCUGCGGACGCGCUCCAGCCGGAAUACUGGGAUCUUCAAUGGCAGGAGAAGGAGUAAUUAGAAGACCGAGAUGAGCUUGAACACUAUUCUAGAAGAGAUUCUUAUUAAAAGGUCACAGCAGAAAAAGAAGACAUCACCCUUAAACUACAAAGAGAGACUUUUUGUACUUACAAAGUCCAUGUUAACCUACUAUGAGGGUCGAGCAGAGAAAAAAUACAGAAAGGGGUUUAUUGAUAUUUCAAAAAUCAAGUGUGUGGAAAUAGUGAAGAAUGAUGACGGUGUCAUUCCCUGUCAAAAUAAGUAUCCAUUUCAGGUUGUUCAUGAUGCUAACACACUUUAUAUUUUUGCACCUAGUGCACAAAGCAGGGACCAGUGGGUGAAGAAGCUAAAAGAAGAAAUAAAGAACAACAACAACAUUAUGAUUAAAUAUCAUCCUAAAUUCUGGGCAGAUGGAAGUUAUCAGUGUUGCAGACAAACUGAAAAAUUAGCACCUGGAUGUGAAAAAUAUAAUCUUUUUGAGAGUAGUAUAAGAAAAGCAUUACCUCCAGCACCAGAAACAAAGAAGCGAAGGCCUCCCCCACCAAUUCCACCUGAAGAGGAUAAUAGUGAAGAGAUCGUUGUAGCAAUGUAUGAUUUCCAGGCGAUAGAAGCACAUGAUCUCAGAUUAGAGAGAGGCCAAGAGUAUAUCGUAUUAGAAAAGAAUGAUGUUCACUGGUGGAGAGCAAGAGAUAAAUAUGGGAGUGAAGGAUAUAUCCCAAGUAAUUAUGUAACAGGAAAAAAACCAAACAACUUAGAUCAAUAUGAAUGGUAUUGCAGAAAUAUGAAUAGAAGCAAGGCAGAGCAUCUCCUCAGAAGUGAAGAUAAAGAAGGUGGUUUUAUGGUAAGGGAUUCCAGUCAACCAGGCUUGUACACCGUCUCCCUUUAUACAAAGUUUGGAGGAGAAGGUUCGUCAGGUCUCAGGCAUUAUCAUAUAAAGGAAACGACAACAUCUCCGAAGAAGUAUUACCUAGCAGAAAAGCAUGCUUUUGGCUCCAUUCCUGAGAUUAUUGAAUAUCAUAAGCACAAUGCAGCAGGGCUUGUCACAAGGCUGCGGUACCCAGUUACUGUGAAGGGGAAGAAUGCACCAACCACAGCAGGAUUCAGCUAUGAGAAAUGGGAGAUUAACCCUUCAGAGCUGACCUUUAUGCGGGAACUGGGGAGUGGACUGUUUGGAGUGGUGAGGCUUGGAAAGUGGCGAGCCCAGUAUAAAGUAGCGAUCAAAGCUAUUAGGGAGGGUGCCAUGUGUGAAGAGGACUUUAUAGAAGAAGCUAAAGUGAUGAUGAAACUGACACACCCGAAGUUAGUACAGCUCUAUGGUGUAUGCACCCAGCAGAAACCAAUUUACAUUGUGACGGAGUUCAUGGAGAGGGGCUGCCUUCUGAAUUUCCUCCGACAGAGACAAGGUCAUUUCAGUAGAGACGUGCUGCUGAGCAUGUGUCAGGAUGUAUGUGAAGGGAUGGAGUACCUGGAGAGAAACAGCUUCAUCCACAGAGAUCUGGCUGCCAGAAAUUGUCUAGUAAAUGAGGCGGGAGUUGUGAAAGUAUCUGAUUUUGGAAUGGCCAGGUACGUUCUGGAUGAUCAGUACACAAGUUCUUCUGGUGCUAAAUUUCCCGUGAAGUGGUGUCCACCUGAAGUGUUUAAUUACAGCCGCUUUAGCAGCAAAUCCGACGUCUGGUCAUUCGGUGUUUUAAUGUGGGAAGUAUUCACUGAAGGCAGAAUGCCCUUUGAAAAAAACACCAAUUAUGAAGUGGUAACCAUGGUUACUCGAGGCUACCGACUCUACCGGCCAAAGUUGGCAUCCAACCACAUCUAUGAGGUGAUGCUGAGAUGUUGGCAGGAGAAACCAGAAGGAAGGCCUUCCUUUGAAGAUUUGCUGCGCGCGAUAGAUGAACUCGUUGAAUGUGAAGAAAUGUUUGGAAGAUAAGUAGUGGUGUGACCAGCGGCUGCCACAGUCCAGAGCACAAGGAAGAAAUGGCACUUGGUGGCUCACUUCUAAUUUAUUUAGCACCUGGGUGUGUAGAUUGUUUUACUUAUAAAGUGAAAGCACCAUUUGCUUCUAGACCAGCCGUAGCUCUGUGACUGAAUCUUCAGCUUGUGGAAAUGCUGCCUUAGAGGUGGUGAUUAAAAGCACUCACUCGGAUUCCUUCCUCAGGCGCUUGAGUGCCCACUGUGUUCCAGCCCCACGGUUUGCCCCUUUUAGGGAUGCACACAGGACUGUGUUAGCUGGUGCCAGAAGGUGGCCAGGGUGUUGGGAAGGAGAAGGGUAUUACACCAUGUUCUGGCAACCCUCCUCUUCCCAUGGACUUCUACAGAAAUCUGGAUCUGGGCAUUGUCUGGAAUUGGUUUCUAAAUGAAUCAGGAACCCACCUUGGAUAAAUACCUAUCUUUUAUUUUGAAAACAUCUGUUUUCAAGACCGU
Messenger RNA from Cynocephalus volans (Philippine flying lemur), 2503 nucleotides. It is a transcript of the gene TEC, whose product is annotated as tec protein tyrosine kinase. The transcript is spliced from 18 exons. The coding region runs from base 117 to 2009 and encodes 630 amino acids. The record is from RefSeq and is a predicted model, not a curated record. Gene Ontology annotation, cellular component: plasma membrane. Gene Ontology annotation, biological process: intracellular signal transduction; B cell receptor signaling pathway; integrin-mediated signaling pathway. Gene Ontology annotation, molecular function: protein binding; ATP binding; non-membrane spanning protein tyrosine kinase activity. NCBI's taxonomy places the organism in Eukaryota, Metazoa, Chordata, Mammalia, Dermoptera, Cynocephalidae.